AAAUUGACUGGACCAAUUGAACUUAUAGGAAACAGAUCACAUAUAUUAAGCAUAGAAUCUCCAUAUUGAUUAAUUAACUAAUUUAGGAAGAUAUCAAUCUACUACCUUAAAGUAUUCAUUCAGCUACAAGAACAGACGAUUGUAUAGUCAUGUCGAUUCAACAAACAUAUAAGAAAAUGCAAACCCGUAAACGAAGGUGAUAGCAAGAAACACAAGCAAUGAAAUCUCCAACAAUCCAAACCCUAAUCAUCUCUGUUUUUCUCUUUACAAUCCAAACAUCAUUGGCAUCACCACCAACACUUGGAAGCGUUUUCACCCAAUGCAUCAUCGGUUUGAAACCCUCAAAUCCAUGUUCCCCGAUUCAAAACUUCACAUACACUCCACAAAACCCUAAGUUCCUCAUAAUCCUCAAUAACUACGUCCGUAACCUCCGUUACUUCAACAACACGACACGUAAGCCUAUCGCUAUUGUAGCUGCAGCCGAUGUUACUCACAUUCAGGCUACGAUCACCUGCGCUAAGAAACUCAGCCUCCAGCUCAGGAUCCGCAGUGGAGGCCACGACUAUGAUGGAUUGUCGUAUCUAUCAACAGUAGAUUUCGUUGUCCUAGACAUGUUCAACCUCCGGUCUAUCGAGUUUGGUCGUAAACUUGACACCGCGUGGGUCCAAUCCGGUGCUACGCUUGGAGAGAUCUACUACGGAGUCGCCAAUAAAAGCAACGAUCUGCGUGGAUUUCCUGCCGGAAUCUGCCCCGGUUUAGGCGCUGGUGGACAUUUUAGCGGUGGUGGUUAUGGAAACAUGAUGAGAAGAUACGGUUUAUCGAUUGAUAACAUUAUAGACGCUAAGAUCGUUGAUGCUAAGGGAAGAGUCUUGGACCGGACCUCAAUGGGAGAAGAUCUUUUCUGGGCCUUACGUGGAGGUGGAGCUGCUAGUUUCUGUGUUGUCUUAGCCUGGAAGAUCAAGCUUGUUCCGGUGCCAGAGAAGGUCACAGUCUUUAACGUAGAAGCUGUCGGAAAGAGAGGUGGCGUGAACACCAAGGAACUUGUAGUGAAAUGGCAAGAGAUCGCAGACAAGAUUGACAAUAGUUUGUUCAUACGAUUAACUUUAAGCACAAGCAACAAAACUGUGAAGGCUUCUUUCAUGGGAAUGUUCCUCGGAGAUUCGUCAAGGCUUCUAGAGAUCAUGACCAAGGAGUUCCCGGAGCUUGGUCUGAACAAAACAGAAUGCAUAGAAAUGAAAUGGAUCGAAUCGGUUCUGUUCUGGCUCAGUAUCCCACCCGGUACAGCACCAACAUCGGUUAUGCUAAACCGGAUCCCGCAAAAGCAAAUCUACCUCAAGAGAAAGUCUGAUUACGUCCAAAAACCGAUAUCAAGAACCGGUUUAGAUGCGAUAUUCAAGGUCCUGUUAGAGAACGAGAACGUGACAAUGGCUUGGAACCCGUACGGAGGGAGGAUGAGCGAGAUUCCAUCGACCGAGACAGCGUUUCCGCAUCGAGCAGGCAACAAGUUCAAGAUCCAGUACGCGGCAAACUGGUUUGUGCCAGGGGAAGAAGUGGCUAAAGAAUGCAUGAGCCAGACGGAGAGAGUUUUCGAAGCAAUGACCCCUUACGUGUCAAAGAACCCAAGAGAGGCGUUUUUGAACUAUAGAGACGUAGACAUUGGCACGAGCUUGAAUUCGACGUACGAGGAAGGGAAAGUGUAUGGGGUGAAGUAUUUUAAGAACAACUUCGAGAGAUUGGUUAGUGUUAAGAGCAGAGUUGAUCCAGACAACUUUUUCCGUUACGAACAGAGCAUUCCUGUGCCCUCAAGCCACUAGGGUCUAGAGAGUAGAGACGAGACAUAUAUGCUCUUUGCUUCCUUAUUGAAUUUUUUUACAAAAGUUAUAUUUUAAUAAUAAAAUUAACAAUCGAAUCGUUUGAUGUCAAACGGAAAGAGUUUGAGCUCUGUGCAUGUCUUUAUUGGAUUCAGGCCUUAUACCUAUGAUUUGAAUUAGAUGAUGAAAGAUUUGUUGAAACUC
This is a messenger RNA of Brassica napus (rape), 2015 nucleotides long. Its product is annotated as berberine bridge enzyme-like 9. The coding region runs from base 219 to 1814 and encodes 531 amino acids. The transcript has a single exon. Gene Ontology annotation, molecular function: FAD binding; oxidoreductase activity. NCBI's taxonomy places the organism in Eukaryota, Viridiplantae, Streptophyta, Magnoliopsida, Brassicales, Brassicaceae. The record is from RefSeq and is a predicted model, not a curated record.